UUCUGGUAUGCGUUCAGUCUUCAAGUGUUGAAAAUAUCAUGCUUUUUUGUACUCUUCAUUUUGACACUCACUAGUGCAACAAUUGCAAAAAGUGCAUUCUUAUUGAUGACCUCUGCAAUUGGCUCGGCUGGACAUAAUGUCACUAUAUGUAACGAUAAAAUACCUGAAGGUUCCACGAAUCGAAUUCGCAUUCUGCCGCAACACGUCGUAAAAUGGGUUUUCAUCAUUGAAUCGUUGCAUGCGGCUGGAAUUGGAAUUCUUGUUUUUCGCAUCUUUCCGAACAUUGAUGCAGUUACAGCUGCGAUGCUGACCAAUUCAUUGUGUUUGAUACUUUGUAUCCUGUCACUAUUGAGUCGUAAACCGAAGCGCUUGACAAUGCUGUUAAUCUUCUUCGAUCUUGGAUGCAUUGUCGCUCAAAGUACUGAUUUUUGGGCUUGGCCUGCAUUGAAUCAUUCACUUUACCCGUACUCAUGGACAGUGCCAGUCUCUUUGUUGUUGAUCUCAUUGGCAUGGUGGCCAAAUUUUGUACAUCCGCAAAGUAUGUUUCCACCGAUAAGGGCGUUGGCCAAUUUUGCAAUAACACUCAACGAAACACGUUCAAAAACUUACGUUUUCGUGUCCGUAUGGAAAUGUUUAAUUUAUCUCUUAGCUAUAUUGCUAUUCAUUCCAACACGACUGCCAUUCGAGCAACUGGUCCAAUCGGACCCAUUCGGAGAGAAGAUCAUAACCAUAUCAGCCUACAAUAUGAAUCAAACACAACUGAACAAAUUCUACGAUCGAAUGAAGGAAACAGAAUCGUAUCCGUAUUACGGUCUGUAUCUGUCGUUUUCCUAUGCAAUUAUGCAUGCUCAGCAAUUCUAA
Molecule: messenger RNA, 861 nt
Organism: Anisakis simplex (herring worm)
Lineage: Eukaryota; Metazoa; Nematoda; Chromadorea; Rhabditida; Anisakidae
Source: the annotation of a GenBank genome assembly